CAUACGAUUGCCAACAUGCUUAAAUGCAGUGGCUCACAGCUGUGGAGCUUGGACUUUUGAAGGGUCGCCAUCCACUUCUGAAAGAUGUUGAUGUCACUAUAAAUCCUUCAAAGGGUUUAUCAUUGGUAGGAGGUAGAUCUUUUGGUAAGAGUGGUAGAAGAGACAAGCUCUUGAAUCUUCCUAAUACAGACAGUAUUGACAGCCAAGAAAACAGUAUUACAGCUGGCAUCCAAUCAAAAUCUAGACAAGAAUCAAGAGGACCUGAACUCGACAUGAAAAGAUUGAAACAAGAGGGCAAAGGUUUAGAGAAUCAAAGCAGUGAUGUUAAUGCUGAAUUUAUAGAUGGAACAAAUCCUAUUGAUGAUGAAAGAGGCCAGGUGCUACAGACUGCAGGAACGGUUAUUAAUAUGGUUGAUGUGACUAUUCCAGGCACUCUGUCGGAAGAACAGAAAAAGAAGGUCCUGAAUGCUGUGGGUCAAGGGGAGACACUAAUGAAAGCUUUGCAAGAUGCUGUCCCUGAAGAUGUCCGCGAAAAGCUUACGACUUCUGUUUCUGAAAUUUUGCAGAGUCAAGGGUCUAAUCUAAAAUUUGAGAGGCUUCUAAGUUUGGGACACAUAUCUGAUGUGGCAGCAGGAUUAAACUCAAAAGUACUAGAAAAAAUUAGACUUGCAAAAGGAGGUGAUGAUGGUCACUCCCCCGAUCAGCAGAAGAGGAUAAAUCAUUUGGGUGAUGGUUCUGGUAAAGUCCUCCAUAGCUCAGACAAGCCUCCAGGAGUUCUGGAAUCAGAAUUUCAGUCGUCGGAGAAUUCACAGAAACCCAUUGACACAGGUCAAUUUCUACCUACAAGCACUAACAAUUACGAUGAUCCAGGCUCAGAGAAAGUGGACAUGAAUGAAGUGGGGAAUAAUCACGAAAAUGCACAAUUCUCCCGAGGAAAUGCUGGCCAUUCCUCUGAUGAUGGGAAUACACGGGAAACAAGUGAUAGACCCGAGUUAUCCAAUCAGUAUGAAGGGCCUGGUAUCACUGAGGAAAUUGUUUCAGAG
Olea europaea var. sylvestris is the source of this 1043-nucleotide messenger RNA. RefSeq lists its product as uncharacterized. The record is from RefSeq and is a predicted model, not a curated record. The transcript is spliced from 2 exons. Lineage: Eukaryota; Viridiplantae; Streptophyta; Magnoliopsida; Lamiales; Oleaceae. The annotation marks the transcript as partial.